Sclerotinia borealis F-4128 is the source of this 3360-nucleotide messenger RNA. NCBI's taxonomy places the organism in Eukaryota, Fungi, Ascomycota, Leotiomycetes, Helotiales, Sclerotiniaceae. The record is from the annotation of a GenBank genome assembly.
AUGAUUUGGUACCUCCUUUAUCCAUUUAGAGGAACUACCGAACCUCCCGAUCUUGAUCUUAAACAUCCCAUCCGAGACCGAUUUACUCAAUUUGGAUACAAUGUCGCAAAGCACUCAGUCGCCACCAUCACUAUCUCUGCUAUCGUUGCAACAUUACUCAUCUACCCCUUUCCUUUUCUCUUUACAAAUGACUUCACAAAUGGCGCAUCGAAUUUACCACAUCAUGUAUGGUCUUCGGCGCAACCUCUACAAGCAUUGGAUGGAACAAGGAAACCGGAUGUGGUCAUGAGAUCUAUAUGGGUACAUGGCAGCUAUAUGAAAGCUCUGAAAGCAGAUGUUCUCCAAGCAGCAUUGGAGAUACAGGAUACUAUUCUGGGCCCCACUAUCAAUUUCAACCCUCGCAAAGAAAGCAAACAAGUUCAGAUUGAUGACACCGAAGCCGAAAUGUCAGUGGAUAUUCGGGAUUCCUUUCAUGCAGUCAAUGGCCUAUCAAAUUCGUCUUGGUUUUUUCUUUCGCCUUUACAAUAUUGGUCAUGCUUGAAGGAAACUAUCUCAGCGGAUGAGGACAUUAUAACAACAGUCAACAAAAAUCUACACCAAUCGACUUCUGUCAAUGUUACCUUGAGACACUCUAUUGUCUUCAGUGGAAAGCGCUUUGAGGACCGUCUUCUGGUGGCUGCAGAUGCAUUGGUCAUAACUUUAGUCCACAUGCUCGAUUCCCCUGUUGGGAAAUUAUGGGAAAGAAGAGCAGCACAAAUGGCAGCCAAAGGAUCUGAUAUUUGGCGGGUCAUCCCUUCGGAUGGUCAUUCAUUAACAAGCACUCCUUACGAAUUCUUGUUUCAGCCUACCACCACUUGGGAAUACCUUGCAUUGGCUAUCGCUUAUGCUUUCGGCGCAUGCUGGUUCGUCGCAACAUUAUGGGGUCUGCGAGCUCUCAAAUCAAGGCUUGGUCUUCUCAUUGCGGCAACUACUCAAUUGGCCUUCACAUUCACUUCGACAUUCACGAUCUGUGCCAUUGUCAAAACCGAUCUAUCUAUGAUACCACGAGAAUAUUACCCUUUGAUUGUGGUCUUCUGUGGUACGGAAAAUAUGCUUCAACUUGUUAGAGCUGUUGUUGUCACGCCCUCAUCACAUCAUCCAACCCUCAGAUCAGCAGAAGCUUUCGGAAAGAAUGGCCAUAUAUUUCUUGCAAAUACCGGCCAGAAACUUCUAUUUUUGUGGGUCGUGUCAAGGUUUGGGGGCGAAGGGUUGGCUACUUUCUGUCGUUUUGCCACGCUUGCACUAGUCUUUGACUUCUUCUAUUUACUAACAUUCUUCGCCCCUAUUCUAAGCAUCGAUGUACGAAGACCUCAAUUGGACGAUACACUGGCAGCUUCUCGGGAACAACGCUACUCAUCACCAGUGAGAGAAUCUUCUAAGCCCUGGGUGGACUUUAUUUUUCACGGAGGAAAAAUGCCUUCAACUCGUAUUGUUGGUACUUUAGUGGUCAUUAUUGCAGUACUUGUAUGCCAAUGGCAUUUCGACCAAGGCAUCUUACAAAGCAGCCAACAUUUAUCGGGAAGUACCCCGACAGCUUCUUCAUCCAUACUACAGGUUGAUGUUCACCAAGCCAGAACUCCAACUGCCUGGCUUCGUUUACAAGAUCAUGAAACCGUUCAUGAACUCGUAAGCAUUGUCAAACCACAUGCUCAUAGUUUUGUUGCUCAAGUUUAUGACCCUUUAGUUUUUGUUUUGAAUGACUCAGAUCGAACGCCAAAUAGAUCUGGGGUCAGGUCAUUUCUACCUGCUUUUUAUGACUUUAUCGAGAAUCAGUCCCUGCAAUUUCUUUUGUUUGUUUUCAUCACGGGUGUGCUCGUCAAUCAAUUCAUCAGAUAUCUCUUGUCGGAUGAAAUUUCUGAUGACGAAAACCAUCAAGGUCACGGUGACGAACCCCUUUUGUCGGUUAAAACAUUCGGCUCUGGUCAUGCUUUGGAUGUUGUCUUAAUGACAGCUUCUCGUGACGGAAUCAUUGUUUCGGUCGGUUUGGACAGAUGGAUUCGUAUUUGGGAUGCACAGCGUGCUGGCAGAAGCUAUGUUAUUGAAGAUCCUGGAUCCGACAUCGACCCAUUUCCCGUCUUAGCUAUGGCUAUCGAUAGUGAUUCUAACUGGCUGGCAAUCCUUUCGAAGAAGAUGGUCGCCCUAUGGAAUAUCCCCGAACGAAGAUGGGGUCCGGUAAUGCCCGUGGAUGUUAUUAAAGGGCGAACACCGGAGGCAUUCUUCUUCAGCCACAAUGCGGCUGAGCUGAUCGAUCCUGUUAUAAUUGUUCGCCAUAACGGUCUCAUGACAGAACUUCAUAUGGAAGACCAUGUUUCGAAGGAACUACAAAUAUGCCGCACUGCGCUGGUUUGUGUCGAGCCACAUCUGGAGAAAGUUAUUAUAAAUGGCUGUACACCACCCCCCAAAAUCAUUACUGCAUCAAAACGUGGCUGUGUGCAUGUUGCUGUUCAAGAAGAUUCUGGUUGGGUCUCAUAUGAUCUCAGGUUGCCGUGGGUAUCGGACGACAAAGAUGUAAAUUCCAUUCUUCCAUUGCCGGCAUUGUCCUCCUUCCUGGCUAUACGUAACCACAGUGUUGAUCUUGUUGACAUUUACACUCAUGAUGUUACUCAUUCUUUCGUUACAGAGAAUAUCAAGCCUGGAACAUUACAGUGCGUCCAUUCGACAAGACGAAGGCCACAAUGUGGUUCUGUUGGUCUGGGUUCAUUUGCGUUUAUAUAUACUUGCAUUGAAACUAGCAAACUCAUUAUGCAAUCAUACUUACCAAGCAGGGAAGGUGAUACUAUAUGUUUCCGUGAUCCCACCACACCAGGCUCCAAAACAUGCUGUUUAUGGCGGGAGACUGUAGAGCGGAAAUAUAGUAUUGAAAAUCCUGGCGAUUGGCAAGCACUCCAAUCAGGCUACGUGGUAGGUGUGCGGAAGUUACAGGAUCAAGGCAAACAAGCAAUGGGCAAUCAACUGUUUGGAUCUAUUGGAGGCAGUGGGCUUCGACGACGUGGUGUUUCUGACAGGAGAUCUAAUACGGACCAUCCAGGAGGUAAAAAUGAUGGCUGGGAGGUCUGGAGUUUGGGGGCACGAGGGGAUGAGGCUUCUGUGCCAUUAAAUUCGAUAUACGACCAGUUACUGCUCGUUGGUAAGCUUGGCCCAGUCACGAAAGUCGGUACGAAUAGUAUCGCUGUCGCGCUGGGAAAUGUUGUCAAACUUAUCACUGUCGGUCACGAACGCUAUGAUCGCCCUGGUGACGACUCUGAUGAAACAUUCGUGGGCAUGGUACCUGCUGCGAAUAGAAGGAAGAGACCUGUUCUCAUGCGAAAGAGAACAGAGUGA